AAGUUUUGUUGGGCUCCAAGAUGGCCCAAUUUGCCAAGGAGUGAGCAGCUAUGUUUCCUGUGCGCCUCACCCAGCAGAUAACAGAUCGAGGGUUUUUGUCCAGGUAUUCUCCACAUCUUCGUGCAAUUCGUCCCCAAUAGUUUCUCGUGUAUCUUCGUUUCUUCACUGAUUCAACAAUUGAAAGUGAAUCCAUCUCUAUGGUGAUCGGAUUGACUGGGAGAGACGCAAUAAAAUCCAACGCUGCGUUCAAUCCAUGAGCUUCUCCUUCCACAAUGGUUGUCGCGCCUCUAACUACCUUCGUCGCGGCUCAAAUGUAUAGUCCAUUGAUCCAAUAUAUAAACACCCUUUCCAUUCGCAAACCCUAAAUCUGUUUGUUUUUGUUGCUGUCUGCCGCGCCUUACUACACUUCACAGACAGAGAAAUGGGUGCUUACAAGUACGUUUCUGAGCAUAAAUAUGAGACCUUUUAUUAAGUAGUAGUAAUUUUUAAAAAUAAUUAUGAGAAUGUGUCAAAGAAAAGAAAGAAAGAAAAAAUAGAAAUUUUAUUAAGUAAUUUUUAAAAUAUUUUUGGAGGCAGUGGUACUGUCCAUUCUUAUUCCAAUUCCAACAAAUUGAGUAACUCUUGUAUUGUAAGCAAUUACUCCAAUAGUAUUUUUCCCUUUUUCUAACGAACUCCAAUCCACUACUAGCCGAUCAUCAUAUAACCGCCUCCACUCACUCCAAUCCACUGCAAUCCACUAUUUCACAUGUUCAUCUUCUUCUCAUUCAUUCUUCAACAACCUACACUGCGAUUUCCGUUUCUUCUUUCGCGAUGAAUCGCUUAAAGGACAUUUUCCGCCACAUAUCCAAAUCCAAUAUCAACAUGCUUCUUGAUUUUCACUCAAACAUUCUUCAAAACCCUAACACUAUUACUCUAUCUCGCCGAUUUGGAACCCAACUCGAUCAUCAAUUGAACAGAGAUUUUUUCCUCAAACUUUGGGUUUCUGAUGCCAAAAUGCAAAACCCUAAAGGUAGUAAGAAAUCGAUCAAAUUUCAUCGUGUUGAUCUUGUACCUAGAUGCUUUUCUGCUGCAUCAAUUGAUUCUGUUACAAACAAACUUAAACGGGGUAUGAAGCAACCUCCUAUAAGCCAAUCGUUUCCAGAGUUUUCAAAAUCGGAAUCUCCAGAAGAGGCCAAGGUAGCACCUCUGCUUGCCAGAUCCAACUUGCUAAUUACCAGAGAUAUUGAGUGGGCCAAUCUUGUUUUGGGAUUUGAACAGGAAAAUCGUUAUGCCAUUGUAGAUGCAUGCUACCCACAGUCGCCUGUAGGGUUAAUUCGUGAACAGAGCAACUUCAUUGCCAGACAGUUGCUUCGUCUGAGGAGGCCUUUUGUUGCACUCAUUACUGAUGCUUUGGGGAAUGAGCUCUUUAGGGUCCGUAGACCCUUUUGGUGGAUAACAAGCUCAAUUUUUGCGGAAAUUGAUGGUAAGGAAGUUGGAGUAGUUCACAGGCGGUGGCAUCUCUGGAAAAGAAUCUAUGAUUUGUACCUCGGGAAUGAGCAGUUUGCGGUGGUUGAGAAUCCUGGCUUUUGGAAUUGGACAUUCACCUUGAAAGAUUUUGAUGGUGAGGUGCUUGCUCAAAUAGAUCGUGAUUGGAGGGGUUUUGGCUUUGAGAUUCUAACUGAUGCUGGUCAGUAUGUGAUUCGAUUUGGAAGUUCUGACCCCGGCUCCAAGAUUGGCCUUGCUAAUGCGAUUCAAGACCUUGGUGUCAGUCGCCCACUUACCCUCGCGGAGAGAGCCGUUACGGUAGCUCUUGCAAUAUCACUUGAUAAUGACUACUUCUCAAGACAUGGAGGCUGGGGAUUACCCUUCUUGGAGGUUGGCGAGUAAAUUUGAUUUGACAGACAGUAUCAUCUGGUUUUCUACUGGCACUGUAAUCCCUGAGGGGCCAUUCUUUACCAAGUAGUUUUUAAAUUGGUGUUCUAAGACAACACCAAGGAUGACUCCAUUCACAUACACAUGAUAGGUGAUAUACUAAGGUUUAUUUGUUAAUGUAACAAAAUGAGGAUUUUAAUUUUUUUUUUUUUUUUGUGAAUGAGGGUUUAACUCUGAUAUUUACUUUUGUUUGUUGAUUUCUUUUGCUGGAUGGCAAGGUGAUGAGAUAAUCCUGAUUAUUGCUUUGUUAGUUGGUU
Trifolium pratense (red clover) is the source of this 2168-nucleotide messenger RNA. Its product is annotated as altered inheritance rate of mitochondria protein 25-like. The transcript is spliced from 12 exons. The record is from RefSeq and is a predicted model, not a curated record. NCBI's taxonomy places the organism in Eukaryota, Viridiplantae, Streptophyta, Magnoliopsida, Fabales, Fabaceae. Gene Ontology annotation, biological process: plasma membrane phospholipid scrambling. Gene Ontology annotation, molecular function: phospholipid scramblase activity. Bases 811 to 1866 code for a protein of 351 amino acids. Gene Ontology annotation, cellular component: plasma membrane.